AUGGAUGUCGAAGCUGACGAAGUCGAAACGGGUGAACCAGGUCCGGGGACAAUGGACAUUGAACCCGAUGCUGAUAUUCUGGAACUGAUGGAACAGACACUUGAGGAGGAGCUGGCAGCAGAGCUAGCAAAUGCGGAUCUUGGAAAUGGUCAAGACCCUGACCACGAAGAAUCUAUGGGAGAUGCACCAGAAGUAGAUGGCCAUCAGGAAGAGCAAGAUAUUCCGGAUGAAGUUAUGACGGAAGCUCCGUUUACAGAGACUGGACCCACACACAGCCAGCCUGUUCCUAAUACUCCUACCAUCCCAAGUUAUAAUCCGACUAACACCACUACCGCCAUACAUACACCUAUACCUUUUCCCCUCCUACACCAUAGCCCAGCUGGCAUCACCUUUACCAAUACACCUACAUCCCCUUUUAACUUUACCUCCAAUAUCGGUAUCUCAAGCCAGACUACUAUCGCCCCGCCAAGUAACCCCCUUAUGGGAAACGAGGAACUAGUAUUUGAAGCACCUGGGCCGAUAUUUGAAGCACCUAUGGUUGCCAGCGGUUCCGAUAUGGAAGAUACUCCUAUGGAAGAGGAUCCCUUCGACGAGACUUCUCUACAUAAGUCCCCGCCUGUCCAGGCGCAACCUCAAGCCCCAGCCUUCUCGAGCAUUCCUACAGCUUGGCUGCUUCCAUCAAAGCCGCGGGAGGCGGCCAAAUUAGAUCUCAACGCCCUCAAGAAGACCCUCAAAAGCAAUAUAGAAGAGCGCUCAAAAGAAAGCAUCAUGGGACGAGGCGGGAAGCAGAGAGCUUUCGACCAAGCAGCUGUGAAGGGGGCCCUCCUCCCUGACACUUACUACACGAUAGGUGCCGAGGGCUUGCCUCACAAGGAGACCGAUGGACUUCCAUUCACAGAGUGGGAUGAUGAGCGUUUGAGUGUUAUGAUGGAGAAGCUAGACACGGCAAGCAAGCACAACCGAGACGAGCAGAACAAGAAGAAUAAUCUGGUUGCGGAGGCCGAGAAGAAGUUGAAGGAGGGAUGGCAAAAGAAGAAGAACGACGCAGACUUCCAAUCACUAAUGAAAUUAAAGAAGCGACCUGCCAACCCGUUUAUCGUUCCAAAGAGACCGAAGAAGCCGGAGGAUAAACAGUAG
Messenger RNA from Daldinia loculata, 1137 nucleotides. RefSeq lists its product as uncharacterized. The transcript has a single exon. Lineage: Eukaryota; Fungi; Ascomycota; Sordariomycetes; Xylariales; Hypoxylaceae. The coding region runs from base 1 to 1137 and encodes 378 amino acids. The record is from RefSeq and is a predicted model, not a curated record.